Messenger RNA from Vigna angularis (adzuki bean), 747 nucleotides. RefSeq lists its product as uncharacterized. The record is from RefSeq and is a predicted model, not a curated record. The coding region runs from base 1 to 747 and encodes 248 amino acids. The transcript is spliced from 2 exons. Lineage: Eukaryota; Viridiplantae; Streptophyta; Magnoliopsida; Fabales; Fabaceae.
AUGGAUUUAAUACCCCUUCCAAAUGCUAUUGAUUUUGUUCAUCAAGAUGGGGUAUCUAAAUCCAAGUUUAUCAAAGAAUUACAUCAUAAGGUUAAAAAUCAAAUUCAACAACAAAAUGAGAAAUAUGCCAAGCAACACAACAAGGGCAAGAAAGAGUUAAUCUUCAAUGAAGGUGAUCUAGUUGGGGUUCAUCUUAGAAAGGAAAGAUUUCCUCAACUAAGAAAAUCCAAACUCAAUCCUAGAGGAGAUGGACCUUUUAGAGUAAUAAGGAGGAUAAAUAACAAUGCCUAUCAAAUUGAUCUUCCUCCCGAAUACGGUGUUCAUGCUACCUUCAAUGUAUCUGACCUUAAACCUUUUGCAGGUUAUGCAAGUGAAAAUGAAGACCCUAUGGAUUUGAGGGCAAAUCCCUGUCAAGAUGGAGGGGAUGAUACAAGAAGGCCUAGCACCAUUGGACCUAUCACAAGAGGGAUGAUCAAGAAAAUACAAGAUGACUUGCUGGAACGUCCCAAGUGUGGGCUGCUGGACUCUCACGGCCUCCUCCUCUUGGUGUGGUUGAAGCUGGACACUACACCUCCAUUCUUUGCUCGGACCAGCUGCUGUGUGCUUCAUCCGUUUCCAACUCUGAUCAGCUACUACCAAGCCAUUGACCGUGAGCAACUGCACAGCCUCCAGAUCAACUCCCGUGAACAACUUGUGCUUCAACCGAGAGGUCCUUCUUGCAUCUCCUUGCUGGAUUUGCACAAAUAA